This is a messenger RNA of Hyla sarda, 4555 nucleotides long. Its product is annotated as ovostatin-like. Bases 23 to 4423 code for a protein of 1466 amino acids. Gene Ontology annotation, cellular component: extracellular region. Lineage: Eukaryota; Metazoa; Chordata; Amphibia; Anura; Hylidae. Gene Ontology annotation, molecular function: endopeptidase inhibitor activity. The transcript has 36 exons. The record is from RefSeq and is a predicted model, not a curated record.
GGAACAUGCAAGUGCUCCCUAGAUGCAGUACACGGGGGAUUUAUCAGACCAAAGGAUUAGUGAAGCAGCUGCCCAUAGUUCUGUUGUUUUCAAUGGGAUUCUGCUGCAUCUUGCACGUGCACACAGGCAAUAUGUCCUCAGCUCCCCUGCUAUGCUGGUUAGUGAAGACAUGGCAAAAGUCUGUAUAAACAUAGUGGGAAGCACUGAAGCCUUAGAUGUCUCCGUCUCCUUAGAACACAAUGGGAAGAACAUCAGCAUCAUUGCACAAGAUGUUGAGCCCCCUAAGUAUUUCCAGUGCAGUGAUAUUAAGGUUCCAUCGGUCAGUAAAGCCGUGCCUGUGGCGAUCAUCUUUACAGCAACUGGACCGAAUACAGACCUAAGGGAGCGCAAAGCGGUGGUGAUCAACACCGCCUCAGAUAACUGUAUGUUUCAGAUGGAUAAACCCAUAUACAAGCCUGGUCAGAAAGUAUCUUCCCGUUUGAUCUGUCUAAACUCUCAGCUCAAGCCAGUGACUAAGAAGCUCACAUCAAUGUACCUGCAGGAUCCGUCAAGAACAAAGAUUGCUCAGUGGCUUAAUCCGGAGUCAAACCAUGGUGUGGUUUCUGUGGACUUCCAGCUGAUUAGCGAUGCUCCUCCUGGCAGCUAUGUGCUAUCAGCAGAAGGAGAAUUCCAAUAUCCUAUCAGCCAGUAUUUUACAGUGGAACAAUAUGUGUUGCCCCGAUUUAAAGUUAAUCUGGAUUAUCCACGAACUGUAUCAGUGCUUGAAGAGUCUAUAAAUGUCAAUAUUUCCGCAAUCUAUACCUAUGGUGAGCCUAUGUCCGGCUCUGUCACCGCUCGGUAUUGCAAACAGCCACAGUACUAUGGAAGACGACAAAACUGCUUCAAUGAGAAAAGUGGCUUCUGUGCCAAUAUGACAGGAGAGCUUGGUCCAGAUGGUACGUACAGUGGUGUCAUUGACCUGUACUCUUCAUUUAUGAGGUCAGUAAGAGGAGGAUCCUUCACCAUGGACGUCACUGUGACUGAAACCGGAACAGGAAUUCAAGUCACAGAGACUGGCUACAUGUACAUUACCAGCCAACCAGCUAGACUCAGUUUUGACUAUGAUUAUUCAGAACAGUAUUAUAAGAGGGGUCUGAAGUACGUUGUUGCGGCAAAACUAACCGAUGAGAAAGAUCAACCAAUUCCAAACCAAGAGCUCGAGGUACAGGUUGAUGAUGGAGAGCCCGAGAAGGCAAUCACUGAUUCUGAGGGCAGGAUUGAACACAGAAUAGACACCAUGAAUAUGAUCAAGCCAAAUUUUACCCUCCGGGUCAGUUAUAAAAACCCCGAUCAGUGUUAUUUUUCUGAAUGGUCAGAACAAGACUACCCCAUGGCUGAAAAAACAGUUUACCGCUUUUACUCCUAUUCUGGUAGCUUCCUGCAAAUAAAAAAACCUAAAGGAGAACUGAGUUGCGGACAGAGCCACAGUAUUGAGGUGUCAUACAUCAUAAGCCCAGAAGGAAUUGGAGCUGGAGUGAACAAGGCCACUUUCUAUUAUUUGGUAUUGUCAAGGUCGGAGAUUGUUCAGAGUGGUCAGAAGGAUGUUGACUUAAGCAGCACUAUGAAUGAUUCCUUCUCUUUUGAUCUUGCGGUGUCUUCUGACUUGGCCCCCAAUGCUGACAUGAUUGUAUACAGCAUUCUGGAGAAAGAAAUGAUAACUGAUACGGUCGAUCUCAACAUCGAAAAGUGUUUCAAAAAUCAGGUUUCUAUGACUUUCUCAGAAGAGAAAGUAACUCCAGGCUCCUCAGUUGACGUACAACUCUCUGCAUCCCCAAAUUCCCAUUGUGCACUGCGGGUGAUCGAUUCCAGCCUCCUGAUUCUUAACCCUUAUGAACAGUUUUCAGCAGAUGGCGUUUACAGCUCCCUUCGGUACUAUUACUAUGGUUACAAUGUGGCUGGAUUUGAUGUCGAAGACCCAGCACCCCCCUGUGAGGACCCAGACAAGCUGGUAUUCUACAAAGGAAGAUACUAUUUACCUGUGAGCAGCAAAUCUGAAGGGGACUCCUAUAAUAAUAUCAAGUCGGUUGGGUUGGUUGUUGGGACAAGUGCCAGGCUAAGGAAACCUGAAGUCUGCCAGAACAAUCCACCUUCUCCACCAGUUGCGUUGGAAAGCUUAAAAUUAGGUGGUGGUGGUGGUGGCUUCGGAUCGCCUUUAGCCGAUCGUUCAUCUGCAGCUGCUGCACCAGUUGAAACUGUUAGAACAAACUUUGCUGAAACUUUCUUAUGGGUGAUGAUACCUCUUGACACUGAAGGCCAUGCCACUCUAUCGGAGGAUAUUCCUGACACCAUUACAAGCUGGCAAGGAAUGUCUUUCUGUAUCUCUGAAGAAACCGGUUUUGGUAUGACCAGAAAUCCCGCCAAUAUUACAACAUUCCAACCAUUCUUCAUUGAGCUCUCCACACCGUAUUCCUGUAUUCGAGGAGAAACCUUGGUCCUCAUAGGCGUCGUACACAACUACUUGGAGCAGUGCGUCAAGGUCAGUGUAACUAUGGAAAACUCCAAUGCGUAUACUGCUGUACUGAAGGAAGGCGAGCAGAAUGCUUGUGUGUGCGCCAAUGGUAAAGCCGCCUACACCUGGGAAGUACAAACCACCACCAUUGGUGAGAUCAGUUUUACAGUGUCCGCUCAGACGACUCACAUUGGCCAGUCUUGUGAUGGAGCAAAUGAUAAGUCCCAACCUCCCCGCAAGGACACUGUUGUGCAGACCAUGAUCGUGGAUCCUGAAGGAAUUUAUCAGGAACUGACUUCAAGCAAUCUUGUAUUUGUGCAAAACAACAACCUUCAGCUACCGGUCAGCAUAACUCUACCAGUGGCUGUGGUGCCUGACUCCGCCAAACCUUAUGUGACAGCUGUUGCUGACAUCUUUGCACUGCCGUUGCGAAGCCUCCAGAAUCUGCUUCAGAAACCCUAUGGAUGUGCAGAACAGAAUCUUGUUCGCGUGGCCCCCAUCCCAUAUGUCGUAGCAUAUCUGAACGUCACAGGACAACUCACAGAGGAAAUACUCCAGCAAGCAAAGAAUUACAUGUCCGAAGGAUAUUAUCGACAACUUUCUUUCACUUCUGGUGGAGCCUAUCGAGCCUUCGCCAACUCCAUAGAACCAGUUAACUCUUGGCUGACUGCCUACACCUUCAAGACGCUUGAAAAUAUCAAAAACUAUGUCUACGUUGAUGAGAACCGACAACAGCAAACAUUGAUAUGGCUGGAGAACUCCCAAAAACUGGAAAAUGGCUGCUUUAGUGCCCAAGGAAAUCUCUUCACAAUGCAGAACACAGACAGCGAUCUCCACUUUACAGCUUACCUUGCUAUUUCUCUUUUGGAAUCUGAAUACAGUUUGGGAGCAACUUUAUUGAAUGGAGCUAUGGAAUGUCUGAAAAAUGCAUCAAAGAGCGAGCAGAAAAUCGCUGACCAAGUCCUCAUGCUCUAUGCCUUCUCAUUGGCAAAUCUUCCAGAAUACCGAGAACCCUUGCUUCAGAGUCUGAUGAAAAAGGCCAUAACUGAAGGUGGCACCAUUCACUGGGAAAAUGAUGAGACACCCAAGAAUCCAAGACCGGUGCCAUUUUUCUUGCCUCCAAGCAGCUCAGCCAAUGUGGAGAUCACAUCCUAUAUGUUGCUUAGCAUGGCUGCUGUUCCCAAUGUAUCUAAGGAGGACCUUACCAAAAUGGCCCAGACGGGCAUGUGGCUUGCUCGCAAUCAAAACUCUAACGGUGGCUUCCGUUCCACACAGGAUACUGUUGUGGCCCUCCAGGCUAUGGCUGCUUUGGCUAAACUUCUAUACGUUCCUGAUUCUCAUCAAACCGUAGUGGUCAGAAGAGGCAAUGGAGAAGUAACCACAUUCAAUCUAAAUAAAGAUAACAGACUAGUGGUCCAAAGACAGCCUCUACCAGAUGCCAGUGGAGAAUACGUCAUUGAUGUCAGUGGGUCCGGCUGGUGCAUGAUACAGACUACUGUUGGGUAUAACAUCCCGGUGCCCAAAGAGAAUUCUGAUUUCUCAUUAUCAAUUUCCUCCUCAUCUGAGAACUGUCUUAAUGGAGUGGCUUAUACCUACACUGUUAACAUCGCUGUCAGCUAUGGAGGAUCCCGCAACGAGUCUGGCAUGGCAAUUAUAAAUGUGAGAUUGUUGACUGGUUACACUGCAGAAUACUCUUCUUUACGCAAGUUGAUGGAUGACAAAAUUAUUAGCAAAUAUGAAGAAACCCUGAAAGGAGAAGUCAUCUUAUAUCUAGAAACUGUCACAAGCGAACCUAUUAACUUGUCCUUCAGGGCUUUGGUGGGCCAGCGUGUCCUGAAUGUGAAGAGCAGUUCUGCUGUGGUGUAUAGCUAUUAUGAACCAGAGGAGAAUGGCUAUGGAUCCUAUCGCCAUCCGUGUGCUGAUAUAAAAGUUUGACUUUCCCGCCAAAGGAACUCCGACAACAAUUCCUAACCUCUAGCCCUGUGUGAUCAUUCAAGGAAGACUUGAGCUGAAGGAUGCUAGACCUUCUUGAGAAAAAAAAGUUUAUUAAAUAUUUCUAUUCAUAAA